GAACAGAGACAGGCGGGUGGGGGAGGGGAAGAGAGGCGGGCUAAGAAGCCCGCCCUUUUUCUUUUCAGUUCUCAAUCAGGUCGCCAAGCACACACACUACACGUCGUCUCGGCUCUGCUAAGGUGCCUUGAGUCUGCUGUCACCAUGUCUGGUCGCGGUAAAGGCGGGAAAGGGCUGGGGAAAGGGGGUGCUAAGCGCCACCGUAAAGUGCUUCGGGAUAACAUCCAAGGGAUCACCAAGCCGGCUAUUCGUCGCUUGGCUCGACGUGGAGGCGUGAAGCGUAUUUCGGGAUUGAUUUACGAAGAGACCCGCGGAGUGCUGAAAGUGUUCUUGGAGAACGUGAUUCGGGACGCUGUCACUUACACCGAACAUGCCAAGCGAAAGACCGUCACGGCGAUGGAUGUUGUUUAUGCCCUGAAGCGCCAGGGUCGUACUCUCUAUGGUUUUGGCGGCUAAAGGGCUCACUAAAGGCGACAGAACAAUACAGGCUCUUUUAAGAGCCCCCCCACGCUUUCUCAAUAAGAGCUGUGAUCAGUGUGUUUUGUUCUCACGU
This is a messenger RNA of Pelodiscus sinensis (Chinese soft-shelled turtle), 553 nucleotides long. Lineage: Eukaryota; Metazoa; Chordata; Testudines; Trionychidae. The record is from RefSeq and is a predicted model, not a curated record.